GGUACCCUUCUUUAGAAUAAAAAUACCAGUUUAAAAACAUGGCAUCUUCUCGAGGACAAUUUCUGGGAACUAUAUACAAAAGAACACAAGGACUAAUAAGAUCUGGUGCUUUGAGGAGAGAAAAGAUUCCUAUUUGGUAUAAUGUUUAUGAAGCUUUUCCACCAUUAGAUACAUUUGAUGCUGAGAGGAAAGAGCCAGACAUCUCUAGCAAAAUUAGAAGAAUCAAUUACCCUGAGGACUUAAUUAGAAUAAAAUUUUAUGAUGAAUAUAGCACCCCAGAGGUUGUGAAUUUAGACAGCAAUGUUGACACUCUUAGUCAGAAGUUUGCAAAGUGUUACCUUGCCAAAAAGAGCUCAAUGUUGAAACAGUCAUUAGAGGAAUUAUCAGAAUCCAGUCCAAAAGAGGACAGAGUAGACAAUCCGGUGAAGGAUAGACUAGAACCUCCACUGGAGGAUAGAAAAGUGAGUCAACCCAUGGAGUCAGAUGUUAGCUUUGAGGAAAUCCUAAGAGUCUUUGCCCAUGAUCACAAUCUCAAAAUGAAAGAGGAAGAUCUUCGACGACAAAGAAAGUUGAAACAAAGAGAAAGCAUUCAAAUGAGGGAGCUUAAAAGACCAAAGAAACCAUAUCGUUCCGAGGCCAUUGUAGGGACUUGGGACCAAGUAGAAAAGUUAUGAUGGAAGGCUUAUGCAUUAAAAACAUAUCCUUAUAAA
Molecule: messenger RNA, 710 nt
Organism: Saccostrea echinata
Lineage: Eukaryota; Metazoa; Mollusca; Bivalvia; Ostreida; Ostreidae
Product: small ribosomal subunit protein mS23-like
Exons: 5
Coding region: 39-674 (211 amino acids)
Biological process (GO): translation
Cellular component (GO): mitochondrion; ribosome
Molecular function (GO): structural constituent of ribosome
Source: RefSeq, a predicted model, not a curated record